Molecule: messenger RNA, 2387 nt
Organism: Naegleria gruberi
Lineage: Eukaryota; Heterolobosea; Eutetramitea; Acrasida; Naegleriidae
Product: monosaccharide transporter
Exons: 3
Coding region: 64-2205 (713 amino acids)
Biological process (GO): transmembrane transport
Cellular component (GO): membrane
Molecular function (GO): transmembrane transporter activity
Source: RefSeq, a predicted model, not a curated record
CUCCAAUAUAUUUGAAAGUGUUUGUUUCUCAUCACUAGGCUAUUCAAAUCUACGUUGAGAAACAUGAAAAAUCCAAUUAAACUUUUCUAUCGAUUGAAAUAUAUCGAAAGAUAUGAAUCAUUUGUCAAAUCCAAACCUAUUCCUCUUGCAAUUAUUCUUGUACUGGUCAAUAUUCUUGGUGGUUUAGUAUUUGGUUACGCUUUAGGAACCAUCGGAGGUGGUCUUUCAAGUGCCACCACUGCCUUCUUCUCAUCCAACAAUUCAUCCUCCUCAUCCAAUGGUACUUUAAUCCGUUCUACCAGUUAUGAUAAUGUAAAUAUUAAUGGUUUUUCUUCCUUCUUCUCCAGCCUUCGAUCAUCCUUUGUAGAUCGAUUUGUUCUAGAUUUACCAAUAGUUGUAGAUAUCAGUAAUAAUUAUAACUAUGAUGACCAUUUGCUUCAUUCAUUAUCAGAAGAAGAUUCCCAACGUUCACUUUCUCAACAAUCAUCCACAUCGAAACAAAACAUUUGGAAUGAUCAAAAUCAUGAAGAACUGUUGGCGACACUUUUUAAUAUGAAGAGUUUGAUGAACCUGUUGCACUCUUCGCUCGUCAUCAGUAAGAACAACCAACAGAAUAGUGGGUGCACCAAAUUCAAAAUCAGAACUCAACAAGCCAACACCCUUUCCUUAUUUAUGACCAAUGAACAAAAUAACACUUCAUCUACAAGUAGUACCUCUUCAGAUUUAGGAACAACCUUAUUGCAAGGUUUGUUUGCCAGUAGUAUUUUCAUUGGUGGUCUUGCAGGUUGUUUGUUUUCAAUGUUUACAGGAUCUCUUUUGGGAAGGAAGGCAAGCAUGCUUAUUUGUUGUCUAAUUUCAAUGUUGGGAUCUAUUGGAGCAAGUGCUUCUUAUACUUAUGCAUCCCUUAUUGUGUUUCGUUGUUUCCUUGGUGCAGGUGCUGGAAUUUCUACUGUUGUUUGCUCAAUGUAUGUGGCAGAAUUGUUGCCAUACUCAAAGUAUCAAGGAUUGUGUGGCUCCAUGUAUAACCUUGGUGUGGCUGCAGGAAUUGCAUUGGGUUAUGCAUUUGCUGCAAUUUUUGUUCGUUUUGCUGAUAUGUGGAGAGCUGUUCAUGCAUUCCAUAACUUGUGGAGCGUUCCAUUGUUCUUCCUUAUAUUGUUUAUCGUUCCAGAGUCUCCACAAUUCUUAAAAGAUAAUGAUAGUAAGGAAACCACUCCAUCAACAUCCAACAAUAUUGAAUUAGAGGAAAAGAGGCAAUCAACAAAUGCUGGGGAAAUUAAGGAAAACAAAGAAAAGGAUCCAAAUACCUCUGCAGAAGUUAAGCAGGAGCAAAUGUCAGCCAUUGCUGCUAUGAAGAGAUUAUUCUGUUCAAAGGUCAUUAUUCCAUUAAUACUUGGUUGUUAUGGUAUGAUGGCUUUGGAAUGGACUGGUAUUCAAUCAGCAACUAGUUUCACCCCAAGUUUAAUGCAAAGUGCAGGUCUCACUGAUGCUCUUGAUCAACUACUCACAUCAUUUGGUAUUUCAAUGUGGCAGGUUUUAACUGUCUUUCCAAACAUUUUCCUUGUUGAUAGGUUAGGAAGAAAAACUCUUACUCUUGUUGGUAUGACUAUUUGUUUCUUGGCAGAUAUUGCUGGAGGAUUCAUUUUUCAAUUUUCUGAGAAUGGAACAGAUUACAAGAUCAUUUUAGCAAUCAUUUUUAUUUGUAUAUUCCUUUUAGGAUUCAAUAUUGGUAUUGGCUCUUUGUGUUAUAUUCUAGCUCACGAAGUAUUCAAUGGAGAGAAUGAGAAAGUAAUCCUUUAUGGAACUGGUUUGAGUACUUUGACAAUGUGGGUUACAACUAUUGUACUUUCCUUAUUCUUUAUUCCAGUUGUAUCUGUAACAAGUCAAGCAGUUCCUUGGUUUAUUUUUGCUGGAUUUACCUUAAUAGGUAUCAUUAUGUACAUUUUCCUCCUCAAAGAAACUUCUCCAACUAUUUUGGCAAAGAAAGCAGAACAAAAAAGACUCAAAGAAAGCAAAGACAAGGCAGAAGUUUCUGCAAAAGACACAGAAAAAUCUGUUCCUACAACUGUUGAUAUUAGUGAGCCAACAUCAGCAAAGAUGAUUGAAGCUGUGCUUAGCGAUAAAAUUGAAACUAAAGAAGAAACUCAAAAUCCUAUUGGAACACUUGAAGAAAAUAAUCAAGAAACAGAAACUCAACCUCAAGUUUAAUUCAAAACCAAGUUAAUUCUUCCAUUUGAAUUAACAGCUAAAAUCUUAUCUUCAGAUGAAAGAUAUUCAAUAUGUAGAACGUCAUUUCCAUCAAGAUUCUCUAUGCUCUUUUCAGAUGAUUGACUUGAUUUUUGGUUAAUAUUUGUCAUGUCGACACUGUAAAUAAAUCCUUGUUCAUCUCC